GGAUUUGUGUAUAUUUUUAUAUCUAGCAAGCUCACUAAACUCUCAUGGUAACUUACCUUGUGAUUCUUUGGCUUUUAUAUCAUCUCUAAAUAAUGACAGCUUUUUUUUUUUUUUCCUUUCAUGUCUUUAUAUCCUUUUUUUUUCCUUGCCUUUCUUCCCUGGCCUGGACUUCCAGUAUAAUUUGCACCCUACUGGAAGUGGUGACAAUGGGCAUCGUUGUCAUGUUUCCAUUCUCACAGGGAAAGCUAUCAUUGUUCCUCCACUAUCUAGGAUGUUUGUUAUGGGGUUUUACAGCUACCCUUUGUCAGGGCAAGGGAGUCCCUUCCAUUCUUAGGUUGCUAAGAGUUUUUCUCAUGAGUGGAUCUUUUAGUUUUCUCUACGAGCCUAGACAGGAUGGUGUGACUUCCUUUUUUCCAUUAAAGUGAUAGAUGAUGCUGAGUUUUCCAAUGCUGAACGGACCCUGUGCUCCUGGGAGAAAACAGGCUUGACUGUGUUGUAUUGUCUUUUUUAGAAGCUGCCAGAUUCAGUUUGUUACUCAUGUAGGAUUUUUGUGUCUAUUUUUCAUGAAUGAGAUUGCCCUGUCCUUUUUUUUUUUUUUUUUUCAUAUUUCCCUUACCAGGUGUUGGUGUCAAAGUUAUAAUUGCCUCACAGAACCAGUUGGGCAGUCCCCUCUUUUUCUUGUUCUGAGUUUGUGUAAAAGUGGAACUCUUUGUUCCAUACAUGUAUGUUAAAACUCACGGGGGAUGCCGUCUGGGCCUGGAGUUUGCUCUGUAGGAAGGUCGACUCCUGAUGAGCUUGUUCUUUCAUGAACCUCCCAUCCUCCCAGACCAGACCACCUCACCAGUGGACCAUGGUGGCACCCUAAGGGGCACUGCCCCAGGCCUCCUCCCCAGCCAGUCCUCCUGAUCCUAGCUCUCUACCGGUCCCCACUGUCCCCUGAUAAAAUCUAGAUUUACCGUCAGACUCAGGGCCCUCACCUGUGGCCAAACCACUUGCCUAUCCCACCCUUCUGCUGUGUCCUGCUGAACUGGAGGCAGGCCUGGGCCUCCUGUGCUGGAGCCUCCGCCCACGUGUGGCCCAUCCAGACUCCUCCUGCCUCUAGGGCCACCUCUUCCGGGAAGCCUGCCCCCUUCCCUUUAACUGCAGGGCCCUGUGUCCUAUAGUUCCCAUUUUCCACAUAUGAUCAAAACCGCUGUGAAGUAGAAUUAGAAUCACUCCCUGAGUACUCAAGUAAGUGAUCCGAGAGGAUGGGUAUAUGCUUCCAAUCAUUUGCUUAUUCUGUCAACAAAACAUGCGAAGCUCCAGGCACCAUGUGGAGCUGGAAUACAUCAAUAACCAAGACUCCCAGCUCCCAGUCUCCAGAGCUCUCCAGUGAGUGGAAAUAAGACAGCUUUCACUCGACAGCUAAGUACCCGGCCAUCAAGGCCCUGAUGCGGCCGGACCCGCGCCUCAAGUGGGCGGUGCUGGUGCUGGUGCUGAUGCAGCUGCUGGCCUGCUGGCUGGUGCGCAGGCUGGCCUGGCGCUGGCUGCUCUUCUGGGCCUACGCCUUCGGAGGCUGCGUGAACCACUCGCUGACGCUGGCCAUCCACGACAUCUCACACAAUGCGGCCUUUGGCACGGGCUGCGCGGCGCGCAACCGCUGGCUGGCCGUGUUUGCCAAUUUGCCUGUGGGUGUGCCCUAUGCCGCCUCCUUCAAGAAGUACCACGUGGACCACCACCGCUACCUGGGUGGUGAUGGGCUGGACGUGGACGUGCCCACGCGUCUGGAGGGCUGGUUCUUCUGCACGCCCGCCCGUAAGCUGCUCUGGCUGGUGCUGCAGCCUUUCUUCUACUCGCUGCGGCCCCUCUGCGUCCACCCCAAGGCCGUGACCCGCAUGGAGGUGCUCAACACGCUGGUGCAGCUGGCGGCCGAUGUGGCCAUCUUUGCCCUCUGGGGGCUCAAGCCCAUGGUCUACCUGCUGGCCAGCUCCCUCCUGGGCCUGGGCCUGCAUCCCAUCUCGGGCCACUUCGUGGCUGAGCACUACAUGUUCCUCAAGGGCCACGAGACCUACUCCUACUAUGGGCCCCUCAACUGGAUCACCUUCAACGUGGGCUACCACGUGGAGCACCACGACUUCCCCAGCAUCCCAGGCUACAGCCUGCCCCUGGUGCGGAAGAUGGCGCCCGAGUACUACGACCACCUGCCGCAGCACCACUCGUGGGUGAAGGUGCUCUGGGAUUUUGUGUUUGAGGACUCCCUGGGGCCCUACGCCAGGGUGAAGCGGGUGUAUAGGCUGGCAAAGGACGGCCUGUGAGCCCGGGCUGCCUCCUGGUGGCGGUCAUCGUCCCCCACCGGCCCCUUGGCCUCACGCCCCAGCACCGAGGGGCUGCGUUUCCUUCCUGUACCCUGGACUGCUGCCCUUGUCCCCGAGGAGUGUCCUGGGCAGCCACACCUGGAGACAGCAGUGUGGGCUUCAGGGCUCCACCUGCACGUGGAGUUGCCCUGGACCUUCAGCGUGGCCCUCCCUGUCUGGGCCUCACCAGGUGAGACCUGGCCCUGCCCCAUCGUGACCUGCAUGCUCUGAGCCCACGGUCCCCACGGAGCUGACUUCUCUGGGGUGCCUGUGCCCUACAUUAAACCCAGCGUUUCUUUCACAGCC
Messenger RNA from Cercocebus atys (sooty mangabey), 2639 nucleotides. RefSeq names its product delta(4)-desaturase, sphingolipid 2 (gene DEGS2). The record is from RefSeq and is a predicted model, not a curated record. Gene Ontology annotation, biological process: sphinganine metabolic process; ceramide biosynthetic process. The transcript has 3 exons. Gene Ontology annotation, molecular function: sphingolipid delta-4 desaturase activity. Gene Ontology annotation, cellular component: membrane. The coding region runs from base 1431 to 2294 and encodes 287 amino acids. Lineage: Eukaryota; Metazoa; Chordata; Mammalia; Primates; Cercopithecidae.